GGUUUAAUAUAUGUCAAGUUUAACUUAAAAAAAUAAAUUUGAUUAAUACAAAAAGUGGUAAAAAAUGAAAUAAAUGGACAAGCCGGCGAGAAAUCGAAAAACAAAGCCCCACUCAUCGGAGGCUCGGAGCUAAUUUAUCCCGCCGCACUCCGGACGCAAGAGCCGCAUCUGCCGGGAAAAUGUUGAGGCGAGCUUUAACACGCGCCGCCGGUUCGCUCCGGCAACGGCACCCCUGGAGAACGUGCGCGGCGUCGCAGUCUUCUUCGUCGUCACCAUCUGCUGCUUCCGCCACUGUAAACAAAGUUAUUCUCCGCUCCCUCAAAGAUCACUAUCUCGAAGUCUCAAAAAUGACUCCCCCUCCGAAAAUUAGCCCUCCUUCUCCAUUCACAGUGGUGAAGGGGGCACUUGAUAGUGGUGGUCCUGUUUUGACACGGACACAUGGCAACGAAGAGAUAAGUGUCUGUGUGAUGCGUUUGGCCAACAUAAUUCCUGGGGGAGACGAGGGAAACGAUGAUGAUGGUGAUGAUGGGAUUAAUCAACUGUUUGUUCAUGUUGACAUAUCUAAGCCAGGUCAAAAGGAGUCGUUACAUUUUCUCUGUGGCUUAUAUCCUGAUGCGUUGGGCAUUCAUUCAGUCACAUUGAGAGCUAAGGAGGAUAUUGGGUUUCUUGAAGCCUCAAAUAAAUAUGGAGGUCCAACUUUUCACUAUGGUCUACNCUGGUUCAAAACAAUUGGCACAUUCGUCGAUGAGGGUAAAACAGCCUCGUCUGUCACUGCCUAGUUUUCUUUACAUACUCAUAUCUGUGUAGAGUGAAGAAGACUGCUUGGGAAAAAAAGGGCUAUGAAAAAAGUUGUCAAAAUCAUUGGUUUUCUAAUGUUUCUGCAAGAAGGUUAUUCCAUUUGUUACUCACUUUGCUGCUAGUCUCUUAAUCCAUUGU
Molecule: messenger RNA, 936 nt
Organism: Cuscuta campestris
Lineage: Eukaryota; Viridiplantae; Streptophyta; Magnoliopsida; Solanales; Convolvulaceae
Source: the annotation of a GenBank genome assembly